This is a messenger RNA of Pundamilia nyererei, 2320 nucleotides long. Its product is annotated as spondin-1-like. Bases 20 to 1594 code for a protein of 524 amino acids. The record is from RefSeq and is a predicted model, not a curated record. Gene Ontology annotation, cellular component: extracellular matrix. The transcript has 10 exons. NCBI's taxonomy places the organism in Eukaryota, Metazoa, Chordata, Actinopteri, Cichliformes, Cichlidae. Gene Ontology annotation, biological process: cell adhesion.
AGUCCUGACCGUCAUCAAAAUGAAAGCACAGUGGCCCGCCUGGCAGCCGCUUAACGUGCGGGCUGCCCCCUCAGCAGAAUUUUCAGUAGACCGGACACGUCACCUCAUGUCCUUCCUGACGAUGUUGGGGCCCAGUCCAGACUGGAAUGUAGGUCUGUCUGCUGAGGACUUGUGUACAAAGGAGUGUGGUUGGGUCCAAAAGGUGGUCCAGGACCUAAUCCCCUGGGAUGCAGGCACUGAUAGUGGGGUGUCAUAUGAGUCUCCUAACAAGCCUAGUGUGCCCCAGGAAAAAAUUCGUCCCUUAACCAGUCUGGAUCAUCCACAAAGCCCUUUUUAUGAUCCUGAGGGGGGUGCUAUUACCCCUGUGGCGAGGGUGAUGGUGGAACGCAUUGCCAGAAAGGGUGAACAGUGCAACAUUGUCCCAGACAAUGUGGAUGACAUUGUAGCAGAUAUUGCCCAGGAGGAGAAAGAGGAAGAUGAUACUCCUGAGACAUGUAUCUACUCAAACUGGUCUCCAUGGUCUGCCUGCAGCUCGGCCACUUGUGAAAAGGGCAAACGAAUGAGGCAGAGGAUGCUGAAGGCACAGUUGGACCUCAGUGUUCCCUGCCCACACACUCAGGAUUUUGAGCCUUGCAUGGGGCCUGGAUGUAGUGAUGAGGAUGCUUCCACUUGUAUGAUGUCAGAGUGGAUAACCUGGUCUCCAUGCAGUGUGUCCUGCGGUGCAGGGACACGUUCCAGGGAGCGUUAUGUUAAACAGUUCCCCGAUGAUGGCUCAAUCUGCACUUUGCCCACAGAGGAGACUGAAAACUGUGUGGUAAAUGAGGAAUGCUCUCCCAGUAGUUGCCUAGUUACAGAAUGGGGUGAAUGGGAUGUCUGCAGUGCCACUUGUGGUCUUGGCAUGAAGAGGAGAGAGCGAAUGGUGAAGAUGCCGCCUGCAGAUGGCUCCAUUUGUGGGGCAGAGGUUCUAGAAGUGGAGAAGUGUAUGAUGCCAGAAUGUCAUACAAUUCCCUGCUUACUGACUCCGUGGUGUGACUGGAGUGAUUGCAGUGUAACUUGUGGGAAGGGUUUGAGGACACGGCAGCGUAUACUCAAGUCGCCUGUGGAACUGGGAGAGUGUACAGAAGAAUUAGAACAGGUUGAGAAGUGCAUGCUACCAGAGUGUCCCAUAGACUGUGUCAUGACAGAGUGGAGCGAGUGGUCAGAGUGUAAUAAGUCCUGUGGGAAAGGUCAUACAAUCCGAACACGCAUGGUGAUGCUUGAGCCUCAGUUUGGCGGAGAUCCUUGUCCCGAAGCGAUCCAGCGGAAAAAGUGCAAAAUCAGAAAGUGCAACCGAGGACAAGGCAACAGUGAUGAGAAGAAACGUCGCAAGGAACAGCGUGAAAAGAGGAGGAGCAAACAGGGCAGAGCUGAAGGCAACUCCGAGCAUCCAGGGUGCAGAAUGAGACCAUGGUCAAGUUGGACAGAAUGUACAAAGAUUUGCGGCGGAGGAAUUCAAGAACGCCUCAUGACAGUAAAGCAGAAGAUUAAGACUGCCCAGCUGUCCAGCUGCAAGGACAGGAAGGAGAUCAGAGCUUGUAAUGUUCACCCCUGCUAGGAAGGAGUAGGGUAGCAGUGGGUGGUGGGGAUGGGAGGAUGGGUGGACUGGGAAGAGUACAGGGCACACUGUUGCACAAUGAUCCAAUGCACUCUGUUUAGGGCUGAAAUGACACAUUCUUGAAUCCGUAUAGGUUAAAUCCAGACAUCAGGUCAGCUGUCGUUAACAGAAGAAAAAAAGUCAAACAUUUCUCUGUAAGUCUGGAUUUAAACUUUAAAGCUGAUUCUUUUGUGCUUUCAAACUAGCUCUGACAUGACUCUUUUGCAACAUUACUGUAAACUUGUUGUGGUAUAUUAUAUCUUGAAAAAUAUAAUUAUGAACUAUAAAUUGUUUUCAUAAAAAGAAGAACUGUUAUAUCUUGUGGUAUCCUUAAGUAGUACAGUAUAUUCCAGACUUUAAAGCACAGGUGCCCAGCCAUUCCAGUGUUUUAUAUGCCUUCAGUUGUUCAGUUGUUUCUAGGGAACAAAAAGCCCAGUUGACUUUAUACCCGGCUAUGUCGUUGUACAUGUAGAUGCACCACAGCUGACAUCUAUAUGGUUUGGAGCAUUAUUAGAAAAUGUAUUAUUUUUUUGCAGUGGAAUUUUUUGAUAAGAAUGUGUCCCAAGAUUCUUACCAAAGUCUUGUGUAGAUGUUUUCUAGGUGUAUUUCCCUCAUUUUGUUUAUCUCUGUUCCUCUAACAUAUUAAUAUUUUGGAAUAAUAUCACCUUUACAAUAAAAGUAAAUGUG